Nothoprocta perdicaria is the source of this 1783-nucleotide messenger RNA. RefSeq names its product glucosamine-6-phosphate deaminase 1 (gene GNPDA1). The transcript has 6 exons. The record is from RefSeq and is a predicted model, not a curated record. Lineage: Eukaryota; Metazoa; Chordata; Aves; Tinamiformes; Tinamidae. The coding region runs from base 27 to 893 and encodes 288 amino acids. Gene Ontology annotation, biological process: D-glucosamine catabolic process; N-acetylglucosamine catabolic process; carbohydrate metabolic process. Gene Ontology annotation, molecular function: identical protein binding; glucosamine-6-phosphate deaminase activity. Gene Ontology annotation, cellular component: cytoplasm.
GGACCCAGGCGGUGGUGGCCGGCGACAUGAAGCUCGUCAUCCUGGAGACGUACGCGCAGGCCAGCGAGUGGGCCGCCAAGUACAUCCGCAACCGCAUCGUGCAGUUCAGCCCCGGGCCCGGGCGCUACUUCACGCUGGGGCUGCCCACAGGGAGCACCCCGCUGGGCUGCUACCAGAAGCUCAUCGAGUACUGCCGCCACGGGGACCUCUCCUUCAGAUACGUGAAAACUUUCAACAUGGACGAGUACGUGGGUCUCCCAAGGGAUCACCCAGAAAGUUACCAUUCCUUCAUGUGGAAUAACUUCUUCAAACAUAUUGACAUCUCACCCGAAAACACUCAUAUUCUGGAUGGAAACGCGGCUGACUUACAGGCUGAAUGUGAUGCAUUUGAGGAUAAAAUCAAAGCAGCUGGUGGGAUUGAACUCUUCGUUGGAGGUAUUGGCCCAGAUGGCCACAUCGCCUUCAAUGAGCCUGGCUCGAGUUUGGUGUCAAGAACAAGAGUGAAGACCUUGGCUAUGGACACGAUACUGGCUAACGCCAGGUUCUUUGAUGGUGACCUCUCCAAAGUCCCCACCAUGGCUUUGACCGUCGGAGUAGGCACAGUCAUGGAUGCUAGAGAGGUGAUGAUUCUUAUCACAGGAGCACAUAAGGCCUUUGCCUUGUACAAAGCCAUCGAGGAAGGGGUCAACCACAUGUGGACAGUGUCCGCUUUCCAGCAGCACCCCAACACCGUGUUCGUGUGUGAUGAAGAUGCGACUCUGGAACUCAAAGUUAAGACAGUGAAAUACUUCAAAGGUUUAAUGAUGGUUCACAACAAGCUUGUGGAACCCCUGUACAGCAUGAAGGAAAYGGGAGCAGAAAGAAACCAGUCCAAGAAGCCCUACAGUGAUUAACCUUGUGCUGUUCAGAGUUAUGCUAAGGCACCUCUGCUGUGGAAAACCAGCUGUGAAGAAAGGUGUUUGCUGCAUAAACUCAUCUCACCAGUUCUUAAAUUGGGAAAAUGAUCGUGUGCUUGCUUCUCUCCAUUAAAAAGAGAUGCCAAACAUCUACCUUAAUCAACCAACUGUAGAUGGGAUCCAGCAUACUGAGUUGCACAGGCCUUCACUAUCUUACUCRCUAAAAGUAAAGUCAGCAGAGAAUAAGAAUGUUUAAUCUGUAUGCUCCAGAUUAUGAAUGCUCCAAAACUUAAAUGUGAAGAUGAUGUUGGAGAAAUCAACUAUGUAAUCAUUUAGGAAUGUAUUCCUUGCACUGUGAGAAGUGCAUUGUGUAAUUCCCCCUCCACAAACCACUCCUGCUUCACACUCCUUUAAUGACAGAACUGGACUUGUUCAGCCUGGAGAAGGAGAGGCUCUGUGGGGACCCAGGAGACCUUCGGGACACAACUGGAUAAAGUCUGAUCUGACCUCACUGCAGAACCCUCUCAAGCCUCUUUUCUUGUAGUUUUUUCUUUGAGGAUCAAGUGUUUAAAGGGUGCUAUCGGAGGGCAAACUUCUUCACACUAAGCAUGAAUGAUUUCCACCCYUGCUGUCCAGCGUGCUGUCAUGGGAGAGCCUCAAGCUCUGUCUCCCUUCCCUUACUUUACAGGACUCUGAUUACUAAAAAGGCAUCCAAGGAGAUGCAGCCUUUGAGCUGAGCUUGUGCUCACUUGAGCCCCAUAAAGGCGGGCAAAAGUGUGCGUGGGCAGGACCCCGUCCUUGCUGCCUUGCUCUGCCGCAGCAGGGGCUCCCAGCAAACRCUGUAAGAGCGAGGAGACGGGGAGGAUGUAGUUGGUUCAUACUGGAAU